Messenger RNA from Glossina fuscipes, 3108 nucleotides. RefSeq names its product catenin alpha (gene alpha-Cat). The transcript has a single exon. Bases 248 to 2983 code for a protein of 911 amino acids. Gene Ontology annotation, biological process: cell migration; cell-cell adhesion. Gene Ontology annotation, cellular component: catenin complex; adherens junction; actin cytoskeleton. Gene Ontology annotation, molecular function: cadherin binding; beta-catenin binding; structural molecule activity. The record is from RefSeq and is a predicted model, not a curated record. NCBI's taxonomy places the organism in Eukaryota, Metazoa, Arthropoda, Insecta, Diptera, Glossinidae.
ACAUAUUUUUCAGUGGUUCAAGCAACACACAAAGGCAGAAAUCGAUUGUAUUAAAUUAUUGAAGCCCUCAUUUUGAGCAAUAAUUUAUUUCGUGUAUAAGUAAAGUUAGCCUAUAAAAGAAAUUCUAAUAGUAAUUAAGAUCUUACUUGUGCUGUUUCUGUGAAGAAAGCAUCCAUCGUAGAACGUCAGCUUCAUUACUCAUUUGUUACACAAAAGGGCGUUGUAACUUUUAUUUGAUUCAGAAGCAAUGGGUACUCUAUCGGAUUUUGGUCAGAUGGCCAUGAAAUGGGAUCCAAAAAAUUUGGAAAUACGCACUAUGUCAGUGGAAAAAACUCUUGAACCAUUAGUGUUGCAGGUGACAACUUUGGUCAACACUAAAGGACCCAGUAAAAAGAAGAAAGGCAAAUCGAAGCGGGCCAGUGCUCUUGUUGCUGCUGUUGAAAAAGCUACUGAAAACUUCAUUCAAAAAGGGGAGCAGAUUGCAUACGAAAACCCCGACAUUACAUCAGAAAUGCUGGCUGCUGUUGACGAGGUUCGUAAAACAGGAGAUACGAUGAGCAUUGCCGCAAGGGAAUUUUCAGAAGAUCCUUGUAGCUCCUUAAAGCGUGGAAAUAUGGUGAGGGCAGCUCGCAAUUUACUUUCAGCCGUAACGCGCCUCUUGAUUUUAGCCGACAUGGUUGAUGUACACCUUUUAUUAAAAUCCUUGCAAAUAGUGGAAGAUGAUUUGAAUAGACUUAAAACCGUUUCAAGUCAAGAUGAGCUUUUAAAUAAUAUGAGACAAUUUGGUCACAAUGCUCACGAGUUAAUAAAACAGGCCGCCAAGCGCCAACAAGAACUUAAAGAUCCUCAGUUACGCGAUGAUUUAGCAGCAGCUCGUGCUAUGCUGAAGAAACAUUCUACUAUGCUUCUAACAGCGUCAAAGGUCUAUGUACGUCACCCUGAACUUGAUUUAGCUAAAGUUAAUCGUGACUUCAUUUUAAAGCAAGUUUGCGAUGCUGUAAAUACCAUUAGUGACGUAGCCCAAGGCAAAUCUACACAGCCUACUGACAUUUAUAGUGGCGCCGGUGAGUUGGCUGCCGCUCUUGACGAUUUUGAUGAGGGAAUAAUUAUGGAUCCCAUGACUUAUAGUGAGAAGCGGUCUCGACAACUUUUAGAAGAGCGUCUGGAAAGUAUUAUCAGUGCAGCAGCCUUAAUGGCAGAUGCUGACUGCACACGCGAUGAACGCCGUGAACGUAUUGUGGCUGAAUGUAACGCCGUACGUCAAGCAUUGCAGGAUUUAUUGUCUGAAUACAUGUCAAAUAUGGGUCAAAAAGAUAAUAGCCCAGGAUUGGAUCGUGCUAUUGAUCAAAUGUGUCGUAAAACGCGCGAUCUUCGACGUCAGUUGCGUAAAGCUGUUGUUGAUCACGUGUCGGACUCAUUUUUAGAGACUACAACUCCUCUUAUCGAUCUGAUUGAAGCGGCGAAAACUGGGAAUGAGAAAAAGGUGCGUGAGAAAGCUGAUAUUUUUACAAAGCAUGCGGAAAAGCUCGUCGAGGUUGCGAAUCUUGUAUGCAGCAUGUCAAAUAAUGAGGAUGGAGUUAAAAUGGUCCGAUAUGCGGCUGCGCAAAUUGAAAGUCUCUGUCCUCAAGUCAUCAAUGCAGCAUCGAUUUUAACCGUACGACCCAACUCGAAAGUUGCUCAGGAAAAUAUGACUGCAUACAGGCAAGCAUGGGAAGUACAGGUGCGUGUAUUAACAGAAGCUGUGGACGAUAUUACAACCAUCGAUGAUUUCUUGGCCGUCUCAGAGAAUCACAUAUUGGAUGAUGUCAAUAAAUGUGUUCUGGCCUUACAAAUGGAAGACGCCGAAGACUUGCGUACAAAAGCUGGCGCAAUCCAAGGUCGCUCAGCUCGAGUUUGCAAUGUAGUGGAGGCUGAAAUGGAUAAUUAUGAGCCAUGCAUUUACACGAAACGUGUUCUUGAAGCCGUAAAAGUUUUGCGUGACCAGGUUAUGUCCAAAUUUGAUCAACGUGUUGAAGCUGCUGUAGUAGCUCUCUCCUCUAAUUCUAAUAAGGACGUAGACGAAAACGAUUUCAUUGAUGCCUCUCGAUUGGUAUACGAUGGCGUUCGUGAAAUACGUCGGGCUGUUCUUAUGAAUCGAAGUUCCGAGGAUUUGGAUACUGAUACAGAAUUCGAACCGGUUGAAGAUAUGACAUUGGAAACACGAAGCCGUUCAAGCGCGCACACCGGUGAUCAAACUGUGGACGAAUAUCCCGAUAUUAGUGGCAUUUGCACCGCAAGAGAAGCAAUGCGUAAGAUGACAGAAGAAGAUAAGCAAAAAAUUGCCCAACAAGUGGAAUUGUUUAGACGCGAAAAAUUGACUUUUGAUUCGGAGGUAGCAAAAUGGGACGAUACCGGAAAUGAUAUCAUUUUCUUGGCCAAACAUAUGUGCAUGAUUAUGAUGGAAAUGACAGAUUUUACACGUGGGCGUGGCCCUCUCAAGACUACUAUGGACGUAAUAAACGCUGCCAAAAAAAUUUCUGAUGCCGGUAAUAAGUUGACACAACUGACACGAGAUAUUGCUGAACAAUGUCCCGAAAGCACUACAAAAAAAGAUUUGUUAGCUUAUUUACAGCGUAUUGACUUAUAUUGUCAUCAGAUCCAGAUAACUUCGAAAGUAAAGGCUGAUGUUCAAAAUAUAAGCGGCGAGCUGAUUGUUUCCGGAUUGGAUAGUGCCACAUCCUUAAUUCAAGCAGCUAAAAAUCUGAUGAAUGCAGUUGUCCUUACUGUUAAGUAUUCCUACGUAGCAUCAACGAAAUAUACUCGUCAGGGUACAGUGGCGUCACCAAUUGUUAUUUGGAAAAUGAAAGCACCGGAGAAAAAACCCUUGGUACGACCUGAAAAGCCAGAAGAAGUUCGAGCAAAAGUACGUAAAGGGUCACAAAAGAAAGUUCAAAACCCCAUUCAUGCGCUUUCAGAAUUUCAAAGUCCGGCGGAUGCGGUCUAAACGCAGUAUAUGAUGUUAUAUUUAAAUUAGCACAUCAGACAAAGGUUAUCGUGGAAUAUUAUUGAAUUGAAAGGGAAAUAUAACGAUUAUAAAAAUUUCGUUUUAUCAUAUAAUCGGAAAUGCAC